Messenger RNA from Symbiodinium necroappetens, 1101 nucleotides. The record is from the annotation of a GenBank genome assembly. NCBI's taxonomy places the organism in Eukaryota, Dinophyceae, Suessiales, Symbiodiniaceae.
AUGCAGGGCAGUAAGCUGACGCGAAGCUCCAAGAAGGACGUCACCGACCUGCCCCAUGAUUGGACUUCGGAGCGCUUCACUGUGGUGGAUGCCGGAAGCAGCCGAAUCGCGCUGCAGGAUGCGGUGCACAAUCGCUUUGUGGCGAAGGGCGCCUCCAGCGCCCACCGAAAUGCGGACAAGCUUCCCAACUGGGGCUCCUUAAAGUUUGAGGUCUACCCUGCGGGCAACGGGGAGAUCGUUCUUUACAACAAAUUGCACAACAAGAUGCUUCGGAUGUCAGGCAGCAAGGUUGACAUGUCUAAGAGCAAGAAGCCCGGGGAUUUGCCAGACACAUGGACCUGGGAACGCUUUCGGGUGGUGCGUGUGAAGCCCUACCUGCAGCCCGGUAGCACCGUGGCCCUCUGGUGCAAACAUCACCGCCGCUAUGUGAAGAUGAACCCGGGCAGCAAUCCAGGAUCAUUCCUCUUGGCCAGAGCCAGAGCAAGCUACGCGAACCACACGCAGAAUGACACCCUCAUCCAGUUUCCUGCGUUCAAGUUCACGUUUCCGAAGAUCACGGAUAUAGUCAAGAAGGCUGCGGAAGAAGCCAAGAAGACAGCCACAAAGGUGACCACGAGCACGAAGACGCCUAAACCCAAAGUGGCCAAAGCGGUGCCAAAGGAUGGGCGCAUCGUCCGCAGCUCAGAGCGGAGUGGCGACGGCAUCCCCGACUCCUGGAAGUGGGAGCGCUUCACCGUCGUGGACGCCGGCAACGGCCAGGUGGCCUUCCACAACAGCAUGCACAAUAGGUUCAUGAAGAUGACAUGGGACAAGAAGAUGGUUGUCAGCAAAGCGAAAACGGUCGAUGCCCUGCCGAGCACCUGGACGGCUGAGCGCUUCACCGUGGUGCCUGCCGGGAAAGGAGAGUUCGUGUUCCACAACUCACUCCGCAACCGCAUGAUUCGCAUGACGAAAUCUGAGGUGGAUGCGAGCGGCAAGAAGAGCCCACAAAGCUUGCCGAAAAGUUGGAAGUCGGAGCGGUUUCAGCUUGUGCCUGCCAAGCCUUACUUGCAGCCCGGGACCAUCGUCUUCCUUAUCUCCCACCCAGAGAAGGGGUCGUAA